AUGACUUCAGCAAAUGAGGAGUUUUCAGAAAAUGGCAACUUUUCGCCAAAAGCCAGCAGCAGCAAGCUGCCAACAGAUGCAUCUCCUGACUCUAAAUGCCCCAUCUGCUUGGAUAGAUUUGACAAUGUUGCAUAUCUAGAUCGCUGCUUGCAUAGGUUCUGUUUCCGCUGUGUCCAGGAGUGGUCAAAAAACAAAGCAGAAUGCCCCCUCUGCAAGCAACCCUUUUUUUCCAUUUUCCAUACAAUUCGUGCUGAAGAUGACUUUAAGGAGUACGUUCUCAGCCCUUUAGAAAAUAGCUCUUUUGCCAGCCCUGAUGGCCAGAGAUUUCGUUACCGUACCACCUUAACAGGGGAACGCCGUGCUGGCGGUUCCCUGUCCCGAAGGACGCUGUCCUCUCCAGAAUAUGGGAUAUUAUUUGAAAGUUUGUCGGGUGAACCAGUGCGUCAGAGAGUCAUAGAAAUUCAGCAGAUGAUAAGGAGGCUGGCCUCAAGGAGGCAGGCCAGCGCAGAGGGCAGAUCUCUGCGGCAAAUUGAGGAGGAGGAUAUGAUCAACUUCCGCAGAGCUCUGUACCGUACUGGUGUGCGAAUUCGUAGUAUUCAGGAUGGAGGCCGCUAUCGAGACAUUUCAGCAGAGUUUUUCCGCCGCAACCCUGCUUGCCUUCACAGGUUGGUUCCUUGGCUGAAGCGAGAACUUACAGUCCUGUUUGGUGCCCAUGGCUCUUUGGUUAAUAUUGUACAGCAUGUUAUCAUGAGUAAUGUGACGAGGCAUGAUCUGGAAAGUCAGGCCUUUGCUGAUGAUUUAAAGCCAUUUUUGCUGAAUCGAACUGAACAUUUCUUACAUGAAUUCAUCAGUUUUGCCCGUUGUCCUUUUAACUUAGACGCGUAUGAUCAACACGCCAAUUAUGACUGUCCUGCGCCAUCGUAUGAUGAAGGAAGCCACACAGACUCGUCAAUUAUUACAAUAUCUCCAGAUACGGCAUAUUCUCGAGGGCCAGAUAACAAUUUGUCUGUGACUGGUCUUGAUCAGACCCCCUGGGAUGAUGAAACUCCAGGGCCUUCCUAUUCCAUUUCAGAAGAGGUUCAUGCAACCAUAGCUUCUCCUCUGGAAACAUCAGAGAGUUCUGAUGAGGGCUUUGCUACAAGGAGUCGACGAACCAAACUGCAGACUCAGUUGCAGGCUAAUGCUGACUCAAACGACAGUGACUCUUCCUCGGACAAUUGUGUUAUUGUUGGGUAUGUUAAGCCAUUAGCUGAGAGGACACCAGAAGUGGUUGAGCUGUCCUCAGACUCUGAGGAGUCCAUCAGGGAGGAGAAAAGAGAAGAUGUGAAGAAACAGAAGCCAAUCCAGUUUCACAGCUGGAGUGAUAGUGAACCAAGCAGGAGUUUCUCCCCACGUUCCCCCAGCUAUAAGGAGGAUGUGGGUAGUUGUAGAAGCUGCUUAUCUCCUGCAGUCGAGAAGACAGAGUCAAAAGAUGCUGAGAAGAGCAAAUGUGAGGUAAAAGAUCUGUCUCCACAGGACUUGAGCUGGAGCCCCUCUCCAGGGAGUGACACAGUAUGCUCCCCUUGGAAUCACAGAUUGUCUAGAAAGAGAAAGUCCAGGAGCCCACAGUCCUGUUCACGGAACAGUCGAGGCAGUCACGGCCAUCGGUCUAGGCGGGAGCAUUGUAGAAAAAGCCAACGAUCGAGACGAUCGAAAAGCAGAGAUAGUAGCAAACAUAGGAUCAAAAGAAGCAGCAGGAGGUCGAGGGUUCAUGACACCAGAGUCUCUCUAAAAAGCCAGAGGGGCUGUCUAAGUCAUGACAGCACUCCAUCCAGAGAAGUCAGCAGAUCACGAUCACGUAGCAAAGGCCGCAGCAAAAGGAGAUCAAGAAGCAGAGACAGUGACCGUUAUUAUGUAAGAGACAGUUAUCAAAGUAGAUACCAGUGGAGCUACUCUUUUGGUAGUCGAAAGGCAUUUGGAGAAAGCUAUGAAUCCUCUAGCAGGAGGAGGACUCAGUCUAAUGCUCUCUAUUCAAGGCAAUCUGCUAGUCCAGAAUACAGGAUACGAUCAUUUAUUGAAAGGACAGAUCCUCAUAGCCAGAGGGGACUCAAUGAGAGACACUAUUACUAUUAUGAAAGAUGCAGGUCAAGGAGUCGAUCAAGCAACAGAUCAAGGACCCCUUAUGGAGGAACUGACAGAAUGAAAAAUGAAAAGCCUGGUGGAAAAAGGAAGUACAAAACUCGCCACUUGGAGAAUGCAUUAAUGGAGAACACAAGCCUAGAAAGAGAAAACAACCCUAAGAAAACUUUCUCAAAAUUCAGUGCCUGCUACAGAAAUGAAGAGAGCCCUUCCAACAAUCGAGCAAGCAGCGAGACAAAGCGUAAGAAAAAGAAAAAAAAGAUGAGGAGUCCAAGUGUGGAGAUAGUCUAUGAAGGAAAAGCAACAGACACAACAAGGCAUCUUAAAAAGAAAAAGAAAAAGCAUAAGAAGAAACAUCGGAAACAUCACAUAAGUAACUCGGCACGUUCUUCUCCAGUGGUGAUUACAAUUGAUAGUGAUAGUAGCAAGGAACCAGAAAGUACUGAAUGUGACAGCAGUAUUACUUGGACAGGCACAAAUCAGGUAAAUGAGAGGGAAAAUGAGUCUCCAUCUUCUUCUCUGGGAAGGAGAGGAUGUGAAGAUGGUUACAGAGUUGGUGAGGAAACUGGAGGAGCAGCCAAAAAGUACAGUAUUCCUACUAGAAGGGGAAAUUUAGAUGGUGACAUUAGAAAUGUUGAUGUUGAACUUCAACAAACAGCAGCUAAUCAGAGUCUUAUCAUAGCGGAUACCAGCACUAACACCCCUCACACAGAAACUAUAACCAACCGCGUUCAAGAAGCACCAGCAGCGCCUUCCAGUCAACUGCCUUCCCCCAGGAUUUCCUUCCUAGAGUGUCCAGAGAGACAACCAUUGAUGCCAAGACUGCCAAAGAGUCUUGUCAACAGAGCGUCUUGGUUUGAUUUCUCAGAAGAAAAAAUGUAG
Cariama cristata (Red-legged seriema) is the source of this 3000-nucleotide messenger RNA. RefSeq names its product topoisomerase I binding, arginine/serine-rich, E3 ubiquitin protein ligase (gene TOPORS). Gene Ontology annotation, molecular function: metal ion binding; ubiquitin protein ligase activity. The coding region runs from base 1 to 3000 and encodes 999 amino acids. The record is from RefSeq and is a predicted model, not a curated record. The transcript has a single exon. NCBI's taxonomy places the organism in Eukaryota, Metazoa, Chordata, Aves, Cariamiformes, Cariamidae. Gene Ontology annotation, biological process: protein polyubiquitination; protein monoubiquitination.